Molecule: messenger RNA, 1546 nt
Organism: Ceratotherium simum simum (southern white rhinoceros)
Lineage: Eukaryota; Metazoa; Chordata; Mammalia; Perissodactyla; Rhinocerotidae
Gene: SCN4B
Product: sodium voltage-gated channel beta subunit 4
Biological process (GO): regulation of ventricular cardiac muscle cell membrane repolarization; regulation of sodium ion transmembrane transporter activity; cardiac muscle cell action potential involved in contraction
Cellular component (GO): voltage-gated sodium channel complex; plasma membrane
Molecular function (GO): sodium channel regulator activity; transmembrane transporter binding
Source: RefSeq, a predicted model, not a curated record
GGCUCCGCCUCUCCCUCCCUCCCCCUCCUCUCGCUCUCUCCCCGCUAACUUUCCCGAGCCCCGACCGGCGGCGCAGAGCUCCCCGGCAGCUUCGGGGCCCACUGCAGACCGCAGGCUGCGAGCGCGGCUGUGCCCUGUAUCCCAUCCCCGCUCCCCUGGCGCGCUCCGCAGAGAACAGAACGAUGCCCGGGGCUGGGGACCGAGGUGCAGCCUGGGCGAGAUGGCUGGGCACUGGGCUUUUGGGUCUCUUCCUGCUCCCCAUGUCCCUGUCGCUGGAGGUGUCUGUGGGAAAGGCCACCACCAUCUACGCCGUCAACGGCACGGAGAUCCUGCUGCCCUGCACCUUCUCCAGCUGCUUUGGCUUCCAUGACCUCCAGUUCUGGUGGUCCUUCAACAGCAGUGACACAUUCAAGAUUCUCAUAGACGGGACUGUGAAGAAUGAGAAGUCUGACCCCAAGGUGAAGUUGAAAGACAGUGAACGCAUCAGUCUGGAGGGCUCCACCAAGGAGAAGAUGAACAACAUUUCCAUUCUGCUGAGGAACCUGGAUUUCAGGGACACAGGCAAAUACACCUGUCACGUGAAGAACCCCAAGGAGAAUUAUCUUCAGCACCAAGCCACCAUCUUGCUCCAUGUUGUUGAUAAACUGGAAGAAGUGGACAACACGGUGACACUCAUCAUCCUGGCCGUCGUGGGCGGGGUCAUUGGGCUCCUCAUCCUCAUCAUGCUGGUCAAGAAGUUCAUCGCUUUCAUUGUCAAGAAGACUCAGGAGAAGAAGAAGGAGUGCCUCGUGAGUUCCUCAGGGAACGACAAUACAGAGAAUGGGUUGCCUGGCUCCAAGGCGGAAGAGAAACCACCAACAAAGGUGUGAGCCCCCACUGGGUGCCAAGCAGCCACUGGGAGCCUCACUUUCUGAGGAUGAAACUGAUGCUUGAGCCGUGUCCGUGAACCCACGUGCCUGAGACAUCUGCUGCUUGGCUCAAACUGUAGUCUUUCCGGGCGGGGAGAAACUGGGGUCCUGCCCAGCCUGCCCCACCCCCUCCCCAGUCAGGGCUCCCCAGGGACGAGGCCUGGCCAGGGGAGGGGGCCUGUGGAAGGUUCAGGAGAGGAAAAGAGGAGCUGGGCGGUAUGGAGGGCCAGUCCCCCGACACCUGGUGGAUGGGUCUUCCUCAGUCUCCCCCCGCUGGACGAGCAAUGCCUUGGUUUUCCUCCAAAUUUCUCUUCAAGAGACACUUGGGGACCAGUGAGGGCUUUCCCAAUAGCUGGACCCUGUGUGUGGAGAACCAGCCCUUCUGAUGGUGGGACUGGCCAGGAGGGCUCUGUACAGGAUCUGGGGGCGGGAGGCUGCUGGAGGGGGGCCUACAGUGAGAGGCUUUGAUGGACACCUGAUCCCCCACAUCCCUCUAGUGAGGAACUUCCCUUUCUCCUCCACUGCAGGGUGCCUGCCUGCCUUGGUCCCACAUCCCUUGUACCUACCCCUGCUGCUCAGAGUCUCUGAACCCUCCCAACUAGGGCUGGCUGUCUUGCUUUUGGGAGAUCCUGGCCCAU